Molecule: messenger RNA, 1819 nt
Organism: Bolinopsis microptera
Lineage: Eukaryota; Metazoa; Ctenophora; Tentaculata; Lobata; Bolinopsidae
Product: retinal rod rhodopsin-sensitive cGMP 3',5'-cyclic phosphodiesterase subunit delta-like
Exons: 5
Coding region: 38-478 (146 amino acids)
Cellular component (GO): cytoplasm
Source: RefSeq, a predicted model, not a curated record
AGGUUAAGGUUGCAUUGCAAGAGAUCCUGAGCCAGGAAUGGAAGUUAAGCAGAAGAAGACACUUGGGUUUAGACUGAACUGGAUGAAUCUUCGUGAUGCUGAGAGUGGCAAGGUUCUCUGGCAGGGAGAUGACGAUUUGACGCUGUCAAGUAAAGAGCACGAAGCUCGGGUUCCUAAGAAGAUACUGAAAUGCAGAUCCGUAUCUCGGGAGAUAAACUUUAGUUCAGAGCAAGAGAUGAAAAGAUUCAGACUCGAACAGAGAGUCUUUCUCAACAGUGAAAUUUUAGAAGAAUGGUUUUUCGAGUUUGGUUACGUAAUACCUGGAUCAACAAAUACCUGGCAGAAUCUUAUCGAAGCUGCAGCCUCAAACCAGAUGAUACCGCCGUCACUUUUGAGCGGUAACGUAGUGAUAGAAACCACAUUCUACGACGGAAACGACGAAAUCAGUCAAUCUAAAGUACGUCUCUACUACGUGUAAAAUAACGACUACUAAGACUAGAGUACUUAAUCUCUUUCUUAGUGAUAAUACCUUCUUCCAGCAGCUGGCUACCGUUAUGUUGUUUAAAUACUCAACAUUCCAGAAAUAAACCUUGAUUGAGAUUGCAUGCUUGAUUUCAGAAUAUUAUUUACAGUAGGUUUAUCAAAAGGUAUGUCAAAUUGGGUUUCUAUUGACUCGCUUGUACUUUUAUAGUGUUAAAAAUAGGGGGAAGAUUAUUUAAUUUCUUUGAUACGUAACUAAAUUCAAUCUACAAGUCUCGAUAUGUGUCUCGUAACUCGUUAUAUGUCUCGUUUCUCGACAUGAAUCUCGACACGAAUCUCAACAUGAACCUCGACAUGAUACACAACCUGUAAACUUCCAGCCACGGGUUAUUUCCCUCCUUUAAACUUUACAGUUGUCCAUGAACCUCAUAAAAGGAAUAAUAGUUAUGUGUAUGCUCACUCAGCUUAUUGGUAUCAAAGAUUUAAGGACGACAACUACUGAGACAGUCCAUUACACGGUGAAAGGGUCCAUUUGCAAGCAUGUAAGUUACAGUCACAAACUGUUACUUAGCGUUGUUGGAUAUUAUUGCACUUAUUCGAAUUACAUAAAAGUUAAUUUCGUGCAAUAAAAGCUUUUCGAGGCAUUGAGACAGCACAAUUUGUAACAAAGAAAUGGGCCACUUUUCUUACUCCGCACUGUGCUGCCUAGACUCACUUUAUCACGUGGUCACUAGACACAUAGCAUUACUAGUCACGUGGUCACUAGACACAUAGCAUUACUAGUCACGUGGUCACUAGACACAUAGCAUUACUAGUCACGUGGUCACUAGACACAUAGCAUUACUAGUCACGUGGUCACUAGACACAUAGCAUUACUAGUCACGUGGUCACGAUUAUUGAAGACCGCCCACAAAUACUUUGAGUUACUUUAAAAUAGGAUUUUAGCGGCUGGUGUACAGUAGCACUGAAGAUAAGUUAAAAUUAGUGUUAAAUUGAUGUGAUCAUAAUAUAAUGAGGUAAAGGCAGGAAAUAUGAGAUUGAGGAUAGUUCCAAAAUCAUCCUGCUGUAUCCUCCAAGAUUUUACCAACAAAGUUUUUGACUGGGGUUUGAUUUACUGUUAGGAGAGCUGUAACAGAAAUCAAAAAAUGUAUACAACAUAAAAUGUUAUAAUUAUUUUUGACAUCCAUGUUAGAGUGUUUUUAUGCCGUUUGGGUAACAUUUGGUUGAGCCAAAAUCCGAUCUAAACAAUUUGCAGGUUAUUUAAAGAAUGAUAAUAUAUAUUUCAUGUAAUAUAAUUGUAACAUAUAUUAAUUGUUUCAUGUCAAAUUAUUUCCUGUAA